Molecule: messenger RNA, 3528 nt
Organism: Asterias rubens (European starfish)
Lineage: Eukaryota; Metazoa; Echinodermata; Asteroidea; Forcipulatida; Asteriidae
Product: tensin-like
Molecular function (GO): protein binding
Source: RefSeq, a predicted model, not a curated record
AUCCUUCAGGUACUGAUGCUACAGAUAGUGAUUUGGAUUCCAAGUCAGCUCAUAAUCUACUGUCCCAAGGCGCAGCUUGCAACGUUCAGUUUCUGGGAACAGUGGAGAUGGAAUCGUUAACGGGCCCUAGUGCAGUAGGUGAAGCUACUACAAGGAUCAUGAAUUCUAAGGAGAAACCUAAGAGGGUGGUUGUACACUUCAAGGUGUCGCUGAAGGGAGUCACAAUCACAGAUAACCAGAGGAAGUUAUUUUUCCGUAGGCAUUACCCCGUGGAGUCAGUAUUAUACUGUGGAAUGGACUCUGGAUCAAGGAAGUGGAAGAGGAAAGACGGAUCAGAUCAAAAUGAAGCAAAAAUAUUUGGUUUUGUUGCCCGUAAACCAGGCUCUAAGACAGACAACCAGUGUCAUGUCUUUGCAGAGUAUGAGAUUGAGCAGCCUGCUUCGGCCAUCGUCAGCUUUGUCACCAAAGUACUUCUGGGUUCCUUCCAGAAUCAGGCCAAGACGCCUUGAUGUCAUCGCUGCCGUUUGAGAAGAGCUAUAGUCUCUUUAAUAUGCCAUGCUGCAUUGUGUAGGAGCACUAUAGAUUGACAGCUACUGAUGGCAAAUAUCAAGGCCCAAAAAGUUCGCUACGUUCUGAAAAAAAGUGUUCAAUUUUUAUACACUGGAAACCUUGACAGAGAGCUGACCUUUUGUAUGGCACUUUUCAAAGAACAGAAUGCCUUGUAAAGAGGAAAAGUCAAAUGAAUUUAUUCAAGUGAUGAUUUGUACUGAAUCUUCAACUUGUUGGAGUUGUCAGUGGUUAUGCUUUCUCUUAUUAGCAACCAGUAAUGGAGCAUGCUAAUAGAUUAACGCAAGUUUACAAUUUAAAGAAUCAUUUUAAAUCUCAAGUAUGGAUCGGUCCAUUGUAAUGAAACGGGUAGCAUAUUAGGAAUGAGCUGUGUAUAUAAAAAAAAUAACCUUUUUUCUUUGAUGAGUUUGUUGAAAGUUAAUAAUUGCCAAAUAUGUAAAUAAUUCAAGUAUCUGACUAACGUACUUAUCAUUUGUAAUCUUCGGAUGAAUCUAGAGUUCAAUGACAAAUGUUUUUAGAGUUAAAACUCACAGAAUUUAUAUUUAACACCAAACUCAAUGUGUUCAGAAACUUGUAUUCAAUUCUACUAAAUCUCAAUUUACAGAUAGUUUGUUUUGAAAAAUACUACUCACUUUUUAAAUGUAUUAAAAAAAACCAAUAAACAAAUAUAUACUUAUGUGGAACGACAAAAUAAUUUGGAAGAGGACAUUUUUCUCUUAAACUUUUUAACAAAAUUAUAUUUUAUUGUAGUGCCAAUAUUGUUUGUUUGACUUGACCGUUAUUUGAAGGAUCUGGAAGGAUAAUACAUGUUUUAUUAUGUUUACUGAUAAAUGCAAUAUUUUAAGGCAUGAUUUGUUGUUGUAGUUCAACCAAAGGGAUGCAGUUCAGCCCCAAGUUUUUAAAACCAUUUCUCUUAAAGCGCUUCCUGAUUAUUUGUUACCCAAUGUUUUUCAUGUAAGUCAAGCAAAUCUAGUUUUGUGUUCUCUGUCAAGCAUAAAUAUAAACAAAUAUUAAAAAUAGAAAAAUGCCAAUGAAAACUAAAAAAACUAUUAUCAUUAGACCCUAUUGUAUCCCAUCCUUUCCCGAAACUCCCUUGUGAUGAGCAAAAACUGUACAUGUAUAAUAGUUUUAACUUGCUAGAAACUCAGCAUGUGUAUAAGAUUUGGAGAGUUUAAUAGAGAUAUUAAUAUUUAUUGCAAUUUAGCACUACUGUGUUCAUUUGACGUUUUGAACAGUUACUAAUCUUGUUGUAUUAUGGAUGUAAUGGAGUUCCUUUGUAAAAGAUUAUUUAUCUCCUUUAUGCCCUGACGAACUGAGCUGUCUCAUUUAGACAAAUUACAUUUACAACCUAAAAGAUUGUUUUGGUUUUGAGGCCAUAUGGUUGCAGAUGUUGUUAUUGGCCUCCUAUGCUUUAAAGUAUGCUCAAAUGGCAAUCAAACCAACCAAUCUUUCAACAUAAACAUUUAGUAGAUUAAAACAAAAAUAAUUAUGUCUUUCGGAGGAGAAUAUUUUACAAAUUAUUUUUAAUCGUUUUAUAGUUUGAUCAUGGAGGUAGAAAUGGAUCACAAUUUAUGUUUUGGUCCAAAGUACUGUUUUGUUGAAAUUUCUGAACAAAACAAACCUAAACAAAUACACUGUUAACAAAUUGAGUGAACUUCAAUUGCAGCAAAGUUAAAUCAUGCAUAAUUUCUGUGUAAAAUCAAGAACUGUAAGGACAACAUUGAGCUGUUUACAUAUUAUACAUGCAAGAUGUCCCGGAUUGGAGAUGUAUACAUAUUAUACAUGCAAGAUGUCCAGGAUUGGUGACUCUUAAAACAAAUGUCAUGUCACAGGACACAUAUCAAUUUUAAGUUAUUUUAUUUAUUUUUUUCUUAACAUAAAUCACCAUGGUUUUCUUGCAAAGAAUGGGUCUUGCAUUCUUUUUAUUCAUAUUUUAUUCAAGCAAUUUGAGCUAAUUUGAAUCAGUAUGUUUUCAAGUAGAUUUUGUUAUUCUGAACUCUACCAUAAAAUGUUUUGUAGAAGGACUUUUUAGAGUAACGAUUAGGUGAAGUUAUAUUAAUGAGCUCUGUACAGACAUUAUUUUGUAUUUUAUUGUAAAUACUGAGCAUUGCCCGAUUCUGCAAUUUCUAGAAAUGAUUUUGUAUAUCAUUGUUUGUUUAGUACUAAUCAACAGCCACAUGUAUGAACAUUUUCUUGUUGUUUUCCUCUUUACUAUGAGUGGUGUUUGUAGUUGCAAACUCUCAGUUCAACAUAAUGGGUUUUGUUCACACACAGUUUCAUUAAACUGAUCGUACAAAUCAGUGUCCAACUUCAAGGGAAGAUAGUUCAAUUCUUGUAACUAAAACCUCAUUAUGGAUUAUACAAUGACUGCUUUAGUGUAGAACUGAGGCUAACUUUAUUUGGGCAGAAGUAUAAAUUCAGUCCGAAACUAAUGAAGUAGUUUAACCUGGUUAAAGGUAUUCACUUUUUCUUGGAUGUAGCCACUGCCAAAGUAUUUCAGACAAGGCCUUCGUACACUCUUAAAACUGAAGUUUGAAGUCAAGACUUUGGAGAAUUCUUUAACUUUGGAAGGUGAUAAAUCAACUGAGAUUUAAUUAAAUUUUUACUGUGAAAUAAACCUUUUAUUUGAGUCACAUUGGGAUGUAUUAAGGAGUUUCACUGACCAAAGUUUUGAGUAAACACUUGAGUUUUAGUGUACAUAAGAAGUGCUUAUUGUAAGGGUAGGCAUUACAAAACCUGCAUGUAUAGCUCAUUAUAAUAUUAUAAUGAUAGAUGUUUUUUAUGCAAAUGAAAUGCCUAACAACCAAUAGGAGUAGUGAUGUUAAUGUAUUCAGUAAUAUGCAAAUUCUAAUGAUGUUAACAGUGAUACAACUAACGUAUUACAAACCAAUGCUGAGCCCAAUGUACUACUAUCAUGUUGCAUUUGUCGUUUUGAAAUAAACACUUUAAAUUCUAUCUACA